Brassica napus (rape) is the source of this 2253-nucleotide messenger RNA. RefSeq names its product mitogen-activated protein kinase kinase kinase 17-like. The transcript has a single exon. The record is from RefSeq and is a predicted model, not a curated record. Gene Ontology annotation, biological process: protein phosphorylation. Gene Ontology annotation, molecular function: protein kinase activity; ATP binding. The coding region runs from base 420 to 1292 and encodes 290 amino acids. Lineage: Eukaryota; Viridiplantae; Streptophyta; Magnoliopsida; Brassicales; Brassicaceae.
ACAAGUAAUGAACUCAUAGCAAAUAUAAAUAAAAUACUAAAAUGAUUUAUUUACAACAAAAAAAAAGUGUGCCAAAAGUUUUAAUUGACUAAUAGCAACACAUAUCUCAAACAUAUAUAAAUAAUGUGCCAAAAAAAAGAAGAAUUUGACUGAAUAUCAAAAAUUAAUAAUGGGCCAAAAAUAACACUUGACUUUGAACAUACAAGUUAAUUUCCGGUCAACAUAUAAUUUUGUUUCAUAUAUGCAAAAACACUCUUAAUUACAACUGAAGUCAAACCCAGCUUAAUUACUUUCCAAUCAAAUUUUCUAAUAUAUAUAUAUGUAAUGCUUUAGAAAGCAAUCUUCAAAAUAUCUCAAGUCUCUCGAGCAAAAAAAAAACCCUAAUUCUGUACUUUAGACGAGACUCCAUUACUCUAAACAUGUCGUAUGGUUCGUGGUUUUUAGACGAGACUCCAUUACCAAAACUAGGCUUUCUCGGCCAAGGCAACAAUGGCUAUGUCACCCUGGUUCGAAACGGCGAUGGACUACUCAUGGCUAAGAAAACAUCUUUCCUCAGAUACUCAGAGGAUCUCGAGAAAGAAGUAAGGAUCAUGGAUCGCUUCUUUUCAAUCAAUUUCAACACCGUGAGAGCCACGAGCCCUACCGUUUCCUAUGAAACUAUGCCUUUCAACGUGAAAGUCUGUUCCAUUCACAUGGAAGUCGCACCGCAUGGUUCACUCAAAGACAUGCUGACCAAAGCCGGUGGGACAUUACCCGAGAACGUCAUCGGUUAUUGCAUUUUUCAGGUUCUUGAAGGGAUCAGGGAUCUUCACCAACACGGUUAUGUCCAUUGUGAUCUCAAGCCAGAGAACAUACUCAUCUUCCCGAGCUACGCUCAUGAAGAUCUUUGCGAGCUCAAACUUGGUGACUUCGGUUCGGCUAAGGAACCCAAUGGACCUGAUCCAGUGGAUGGGUCUUUGUUCGAGGACAAUCCGGAGUAUUUGGCUCCUGAGGCCGUCGGGCCACGUGGAAUGAUCUCGUCGGCGGUUGAUAUCUGGUCCUUAGGUACCAUGGUGAUGGAAAUGAUGGGGGUUACUAUAAGAGGAAGGAGUGAUUACGUGCGGAGGACUCUAUCGCAGAUGACUAGGGACUUUGUGAGGAGAUGUAGAGAGCGGAAUCCGGGGGCUAGAGCCACUGCGGAGGAGCUCAUGAGUCACGAGUUUGUUAACCAAAGUCUUGGGGUUCCACCACUUGAGCUGCUUCCAGUCCCUUCUUGCUUAAGUAAUGGAGUGGUUCAAGGAAGGCUUUUCUAGAGGAUGUAUGCUGGAAUGUGAUGAAGAGGAAUGGCUUUGAUUUUCGUUAGUGUCAAGUUAUUGUCGUUUAAAAUAAUAAAUUAUUGUCGUUUAGUUUGCAUUUCGUUUUGUUUCUUGUGAUAAAAAAAACAUUUUGUUUCUUAUUAAUAUAAAGAUAAACUAUGUUCUUAUAGCAUUGUGAUCCGUGUUUUUAUCAAUAUAUUGUUGUGUUCUUAUAACGAACGUCCAAGACAUGGACCUUUCAUUACUUAUCUGAUGAGUGGAACACUUUCUAAACAGUUGGUAAUCUUCACAUUCGAGAUUUCAACACAUCUCAUCAGGUGAUAACAAUUGUUUUAGACAAAAAGGAUUAUAAGUCGCAAAUGGAGAUCAAAAGAACUUUUGUUUUAGGACCAAAUAGCUUACUGAACAAAUAAUAUUGCGGUGGGUUUGUAGAUAAUUUAUAGAGUGUUUUUGUCUUUUUGUUUAUCCGAUUAUCAAUAAGCAUGAUUUUUUUUUCCGUAUGAAAAUAAAUUUUGAUUUCUAUGAGCCACAAAAAUGAAAGAAUAACGAGCCAAAAAUAAGUUAAAAAAAAAAACAGAGAUAAACACAUUCAUAUAUAUGAUUUGGGAAAUUGAUCAUAUAGAGAAGAGUCUGGUGAAGAAAAUUCCGGAAGAUUUGGUGGGAUUUUGAAGACAGGAGACAUGAACAUAUCUCCCUAGCUUGUCCACUUGUCUUGCCUCCCCGGUUGUGUCUUUUUUUGCAUAUCUAAUAUCUUACAUGUUUUGUCCACCCAUCCUUCCUCCACACAUGAUCCAAUACAACAUUUAUAUAAACGAGUUAUUUUUGGGUUUACCCCCUAGGGUGAAUCUAAAGGUUCACCAUCCAAUAGAAUUUCAUUAUUUCAAAUUCGAUAUCUUUUAAAAAAGAAAACAAAAUAUUAUCAAUUUAUUUUAUGUUUUUAAAAUAAAAAAGUAAAAAA